AGUCUCAUGCGCUCAGGAGUUAGACAGAGACGCAGUUACCGCACGAAAAACAGCCGAAUUUACUCUCGAGGACCAGCCCCGCUCUUCAAUUAGUGUCUUGGGCGCUAAUGAGGUUUUUAACACAGCAUUCAAACUUGUUAAUGAAAUAGUGCCGUUUCGUGACACUGAUUUUGCGCAACUGCUUCCCUUUGAUUUGGCGCCAGAUUUGCUGGGGAAUAAACGAUGAUUAUCGAGGUGCUCUGUUCCUAUGAAAUGAUUUGGAUUGCGUCUCGCAUUUUUGGAGGAAUUCAGCAUUGAACGCAGUACGACGUUUUCUGGACAACUUUGGUGCCAGUGGACACGGGCAGUCGCGAAAGUCUUUUACUGCCUCGAGAUUGUUGGUUCUAAGCAGGAUGGACCUCAUCGGGCUCUAUUUGUUCCAGCUGGCAAUUCUUGGGGUGUCACGGCUGGUGUCCGGGGGCCGGUGGGACUGUCUGACUGCGGGGGAUUCAUGCUCCAGCGACGAGGCAUGCAGCCCACGCUUGAGAACGCUGCGGCAGUGUGUUGCAGGCGGUGGAAGUGUGAAGCUGGGACCGGGUGCACGCAACCACUGUGAGAACGCAGUGACGGCCCUGCUGUCCAGUCCCCUACACCGAUGCCAGUGCAAACGGGGUAUGAAGAGAGAGAAAAACUGUCUUAGCAUCUACUGGAGUCUCAAGCAGUCCGUGCUGCACGGGCUGAGCCUGGUGGAGAAUUACCCCUAUGAGCCUGUCGAGCGAGGCUUUGAUUAUGUUCGCCUGGCCUCCAUUGCUGCAGAGUCUGAGGUGGGUAUGACAACAGUGAACCGUUGUUUGGAUGCUGCCAAGGCCUGUAAUGUCGAUGAGACGUGUCAGAAACUACGCACGGAGUAUGUGUCGGCGUGCAUCGCCCCAUCAGCACGAGCCGGGCCCUGCAACAGAGCACGCUGCAGCAAAGCACUGAGGAAGUUCUUUGACCGCGUGCCACCCGACUACACGCAUGAGCUACUCUUCUGUCCGUGCUCUGACACGGCAUGCGCAGAGAGACGACGCCAGACCAUUGUGCCUGCAUGCUCGUAUGAAGAAAGGGAAAAACCCAAUUGCCUGGCUCAACUUCGAGUUUGCGAGGCCGACUAUGUGUGCAAGUCUCGCUGGGCUCAGUUCCAGCACGACUGCCAACCCUCCGAGCUCACUGCCAGCGGCUGCCAGCAAGAAAAUUAUGGAGCCUGCCUUGUUGCGUACACCGGCCUGAUAGGUGGCAUUAUCACUCCAAACUACCUAGAUAACUCUACAUCCAGUGUGGGACCAUGGUGCUCUUGUGUGGCUAGUGGGAAUUUCCGAGAUCAGUGCAACCACUUCCUCAGCCAUUUCCAUGACAACAAUUGCUUGAAGAAUGCCAUCCUAGCUUUUGGGAAUGACACAGAUCUGAAAUCUGCGACAAACCAAGCUUUGGGCUCCAACACCAAGCAGAUCUCAGUUACCAGCUCCGAGACCACCACUACCACCAUUGGUUCUGGCAUGGAGACCGAGCAGAACAUCCUGCGUCCACAGAUUCCCACACAGAUGAAUGAGAGAGACAGACUGUGGGGGGAUUCCACGCCCCCGUCCCCUGAUCCCUAUGACGCCAGUCCUGGAGCAGCCCACCUGACCAUGGUAAUGUGGCUCCUCCCCUUCCUGCUGCUGGCUCUCCAACUUUAAAAUCAAGCAACCAAUCAAAGCACCACAGAACUGGGACAGCGUGAGUGUGUUCAUGAGUUUCGACUUCCGCAUCACAAUAAUUCGGUCGGAGAGGACGCAAGAACUGCCAAACUCUCUAAAUGUAUGAAACCCUGUUCCAUUCCUCAAUGCAACAUAGUGAUUUAUUGUCUGGGUGUUCACAAUGACGGACUUCAAGGGUUUAAAUAAUUGUGUGUCUCACUCUCUUAAUUUGGACUUAAGAUGGUGCCCAUAUGAAAUACAACCCCCCUCUCUUCAAAGCAAGUGCUUGAAAGGUAGUCAACAGGUGGACAAUGUUACACAUUUCACAACAAAAAUCAACAACCACAAAAAUAAUAUCAAAUCAUCCAUAAUUGAAUAUCUAUUUGAACCCAGCUCUUCCGAAUGGACGGUGUUGGUACGUGUGUUUUGUGAUGUUUGCUUGAAGAAGCACAUGAACAAGUGGUAAGAGAAAGGAAACUGGGCUCUUUCAUGAGCUUCAGUUGGUUACAGAGACUGUCUUUAUUUUUGUAAUGUGGCUGUAUUGUUUAAAUGUUCAUCCCACAGGCUGUUUCUCCCAGCAGUCUUGGAGUGGAGUGCACGUUUGCUAAGAAAAUGGCAGGGAUAUGAAGAGCAGAAGAGUUAUUUCUUGAGUCUUUAUGAAUGCCAUGAUCACCUGAGCAGUUCUUGUAUACUUCACCUGUGAAUAUGGGUGCCUGAAAUACUGCUUAUGCAAAACAGAAAAAGAAGCACAAACCCUGUUAAACGAAACACUUCCUGUUUAUGUGAAUUCAAGCAGCUUUAUCCCAUCUCCUUACUCACUGUUUGUCUCAGCCAAUCAAAAUGAGCACAAUGAGGGUCCAUUGAUUCUCUCAAGUGACUGACGGCAGUUUUCAGCGUCCCCAUCCUAUGAGCACUCGCCAUCUGCAGUUGUGUUGCUUUUUCAUUCUCAAUUGUCCUGUGAUUACAAACAAGGCGAGUAAAAAAAGUAAAUGCGUUGACCCCAACAACCUCUAGAGACUACUGACCAAUCAGUGACCUGCAUCACAAAACGGGGCAAGACAUUUCUCUCAAAUGGGUGGAAAUUGUGGAUUUUACUUGUUAUUUCAUGAAAAAUAAACCUGCCAGAUACUGAUGUACAGAAUAAUGCUUGUGUGUCCAAAUAUGUACAUGAAGUGAGUAAGAUCAUACAGUUUGUUAUGAUCCAGCAAAAAUCUGCAUUGAUUUUUUGGGGGAAAACCCAAGCGGUCGAUUUUAAUGUGGUAAAAUAUGCUAUAAUUAUCAUUGACAAUAGUUAUAUGGAAAAUAAUAGUCAGAAGAUUUUCCAAUACUUAAAUGCAUUUUUGUUUGCCCCACAGAAGAAAGGCAUACAUGUUUGAUUUGGGAUAAAUAGUGUGAUAUUUAUUUCUUAAAGGGAGAUGAAAGCUUUACCAAAUUUUACCAAAUUAGCCAAAAGUGGCAAUAUAGGGGCUUCGUGAACGACUGAUGUUGUAAUAAUGCAGGAAUCUUCAAGUUCUGGGCGUGCAGAUUGUGUGGGGACCUGCCGAUCAGUUCAAGCUGAGAGGGUAAUGAGUAACUGAGGGAGUGAAGUAACCCUCAUUUAAUUUUGGAGCGCAGUAGUUGCAUCUUCACUUAUGCACAUCGUCUGGGCCAGCACACAUACCUACAAUGCCCUUCAGACUGAACCCUCAAACAAAAUCAAACACCCACAUGUAACAGUGUUGUGAUACUGCCGCAAGACAUGCUCAAAGGAAAUCUGAAGGAUAUCUUGACUCAGGAGGACGACAACAUGGAUGUGGACACUUAGCUGAAAAUAUUUUAUUUGAGUUUCUUUUUUUUUCCAUUGAGAAAAUUGCAUCUUUACAAUAACAUUCAGCUCAUUCAGCUCUCCCAAAAAUGCUUGUCGUCCAUGUAAGACAAAUGCAUGAGAAGACAUGACAAUGCAUAGACUCUCGAUGGGGAAUCGGUUCAACACUGCAGCUGGAAUUGCUUGCCAGUUCAGUGAUGAAUGUGGUAUGAAUCUAUCUCGGCACAUUUAAAAGAAAUUGGACUGAAAGAGCACUCUGCAGUAUCCAAGCUCACCUUUUCUGAGGAGCAUGUUCUGCGGAGGGAGGAUAAAAGUGAUGUGAUGUGGAGCCAAGUAUGGUGUCCCAUAUUCAGAAUUUAACCUAUCCAAGUGUACACAUACACUCGGAGCAGAGAGCAGCCAUUUUUAUUUGCAGCACCCGAGGAGCAUAUGGGGGCUUGGCGCCUUACUCAAAGUUCUCACCUCAGUUGUGGUAUUGAGGGUGGAAGAGAGCGCUGGUUUUUCACUUCCCCCACCUACAACUCCUGACGGUACAGACUUGGACCUGCGACCUUUAGGUCUCAAGUCUGACUCUCAAACCACUAGGCUAUGACUGCCUGGUCCAAAGUUUCAUUUAUUGAUGAAAGUGAGUUAAAUUUAUUUGGGUCAAUUGGGAAACAUUAUGUUCUGCGUCAAACUGUGGAAAGACUGAACCCCGAGUGCAUAUAGUCAGCGAAAGGGGGAGGAGGAAGUGUCAUGCUUUGGGGGAUGUUUUGUGCAGCAGGAGUUGGACCUCUUCUACAGCUACAUGGCCAAUGUUUAUCAGAAUCUCCUUCAGCAACAUGUUCCUUCCCCGCAAACAUCUCCCAAUCAGCCUGCAAUUUUCAUGCAAGACAAUGCCCUCGUCACACUGCAGAACAGGUAAGGCAGUUCAUUGACGCUGAGAACAUUGAAAUAAUGAAAUGGCUGGCCCAGAGUCCUGAUCUAAACCCUACUGAAAAUCUCUGGAAAAUCCUUGGCAACAAAAUGAUGGCUAAGAAACCCACUACAGUUAUUCAACUAUUAAAGAGAGUGGAAGAAGAGUGGGCUAAGAUCACACAAGCAGUGAGAGAAACUAGUGAUGUCCUGCGGCCGUAGAUGUGCUAAAGAUGUGCUAAAAGGGCCUCUACACUUCCUACUAAUUUCUGACAACUGUAAACCUCCAAAAUGUUACUGUUCUCUAAAUUUGAUCACGCUGUA
This is a messenger RNA of Carassius gibelio (silver crucian carp), 4716 nucleotides long. Its product is annotated as GDNF family receptor alpha-4. NCBI's taxonomy places the organism in Eukaryota, Metazoa, Chordata, Actinopteri, Cypriniformes, Cyprinidae. Gene Ontology annotation, cellular component: external side of plasma membrane; signaling receptor complex. The transcript is spliced from 8 exons. Gene Ontology annotation, molecular function: signaling receptor activity. The coding region runs from base 393 to 1694 and encodes 433 amino acids. Gene Ontology annotation, biological process: nervous system development. The record is from RefSeq and is a predicted model, not a curated record.